AACCAUAGCCCAUUAAUGAGUUUUGGAGCCAGUUUUGUCAGUUUUUUGAAUGCCAUGAUGACAUUUGAAGAGGAGAAAAUGCAACUGGCAUGUGAUGACUUAAAGGCUACAGAGAAACUUUGUGAAAGUGAAGAAGCUGGAGUUAUAGAAACAAUCAAGAAUAAAAUUAAAAAGAAUGUUGAUGGACGGAAAUCUACUCUAUCCAUGAUAGAUCGUCUACAAAGACAAAUAAUUGUAGCAGACUGUCAAGUCUACUUGGCUGUGCUCUCGUUUGUAAAACAAGAGCUAUCAGCAUACAUAAAAGGUGGGUGGAUACUCCGAAAAGCCUGGAAAAUUUACAAUAAGUGCUAUACGGACAUUAAUACACUUCAGGAAAUAUAUCAGAAGAAAACAACUCAGGAAUCCUUGACUUCUGAUGCUGCAAAUGAUAAUCAUAUUGCUGCAGAAGGUGUAACGGAGGAUUCGCUAAACAGACUGAAAGGUGCUGUUAGCUUUGGAUAUGGACUUUUUCAUCUUUGCAUAUCCAUGGUGCCCCCAAACCUGCUCAAAAUCAUCAACCUGCUGGGUUUUCCUGGAGACCGCCUACAGGGGCUUUCCUCACUGAUGUAUGCAAGUGAAAGUAAGGACAUGAAGGCCCCUUUAGCUACAUUAGCUCUGUUGUGGUACCACACAGUUGUUCGUCCCUUUUUUGCCCUUGAUGGCAGUGAUAACAAGGCAGGAUUGAAGGAGGCAAAAGAAAUUCUUGCCAAAAAAGAAUCUGCUUAUCCAAAUUCUUCUCUGUUCAUGUUCUUCAAGGGGAGGAUACAGCGAUUAGAGUGCCAAAUUAAUAGUGCCUUGACCUCAUUUCAUACUGCUUUGGAACUUGCAACAGACCAAAGGGAGAUUCAACACGUCUGCUUAUAUGAAAUAGGUUGGUGUAGCAUGAUAGAGAUGAACUUCAAAGAUGCAUUUGAAUCCUUCGAAAGGCUUAAGAAUGAAUCCAGGUGGUCCCAGUGCUACUAUGCUUAUUUAACAGCAGUGUGUCAAGGAGCCACUGGUGAUGUCAGUGGUGCUCAGAAUGUGUUCAAGGAAGUUCAGAAGCUUUUCAAAAGAAAAAACAAUCAGAUUGAACAGUUUUCAGUGAAAAAGGCAGAUAGAUUUAGGAAACAAAUGCCAACCAAAGAGCUCUGUGUCCUGGCAUCCAUUGAAGUGUUGUACUUAUGGAAAGCCCUUCCAAACUGUUCCCUCUCAAACUUGCAGCAUAUGAGUCAAGCUUGUCAUGAUGUGGAUGAUUCAUCGGCUGCUGGUUUGAGGAAUUUGCUUCUUGGUGCCAUACACAAAUGUUUAGGAAAUUCUGAAGAUGCUAUUCAGUACUUUCAGCGAGCUGCUAAAGAUGAACUCUGCCGUCAAAGCAACUUGUAUGUCCAGCCAUAUGCUUGCUAUGAACUUGGCUGUAUCCUGUUGGACAAUCCAGAGACUGUGCCAAGAGGCAAAACCUUACUGCUCCAAGCCAAGGAGGAAUUUUCUGGCUAUGACUUUGAGAACAGAUUGCACGUCCGCAUACACGCAGCCUUAGCUUCUCUAAGGGAAGUGGUUCCACAGUGACCGACAGGAAGGCUUGCUAUCCUUUCCCACAGUUCCUGCACUUUAGGAUGAAGCAGAAGAAAGAGCUGUUGGGAAGUCCAGCUUUUCUUCUGAAAACCACUUGUGCCAGAGACACUUUGCUAGUAUGGUCAGAGUUGGUAUGGCUGAGUAAAAACAUUACAAUUUUAACUAAAGGUAAAUCAACCAGGAAGAAGGUUAAGUGACCUUGUGUUUUAACUUAAUUUUUUAUUUUGUUCAAACCAAGCUGAACACAGUUGUUUGUAACUCUGUGGGUGAGCCUAAA
Molecule: messenger RNA, 1867 nt
Organism: Cinclus cinclus
Lineage: Eukaryota; Metazoa; Chordata; Aves; Passeriformes; Cinclidae
Gene: TTC39C
Product: tetratricopeptide repeat domain 39C
Exons: 13
Coding region: 16-1584 (522 amino acids)
Biological process (GO): cilium assembly; otolith morphogenesis
Molecular function (GO): protein binding
Source: RefSeq, a predicted model, not a curated record